CAUCACAGCCACUCUACAUGAAACCAAAAAUGAGAGGGAGCUGGCCCAGGUUUGGGGUCCCGGCGCUGGUCCUCCUCCUGCACCUCCUGACCGGCUCGGAUGCCGUCUUCCGGAACGGGACUGUAAGACAAGAAAAUGACGAUUCCCGGGGAAGCAGAGCCACCUGCGCCAGAAGGGUCCUGCAGGAGAUCCUGCCACUGCCACAGACUUGUCCGCCCGAGGUGCUCGGCCUGAGGGGCGCCGUGUAUAUCCUCUACGACGUGAACAUCUCCGAGGGCUUCAACCUGCGCCGAGACGUCUACAUUCGCAUGGCGGUGUUCGUGCGCCGGCUGCAAAGACGGAGGCGCUUUCGCCAGGUGCGCCUUGUGCUGCCGCCGUGGCCUCGCCUCUACCACUGGCACUCGCAAGGCCUGCAGCAGGCUGGACUAGCUUGGAGCCACUUCUUCCACUUAGCCAGCCUUCGCCGAUACGCGCCCGUUCUGGACUACGAGGAAUUCCUGGCCGAGCAGCGCAUAUUCGGCAAUCCUGGAGCACCCCUGGUCCAUGUGGCGCACGGUUUUCGGCUGCAGCAUUACGAGGUCAUGCUAGAACAGGGCAUCUUUCGGGACAAGUUUGAACGCGUCGCUGACAAGCCGUGCAGCGAGGGAUCCCUGUCGGGAGGACCACUGCUGCAGCAAGCGGAGCUGCGUGUGGCGCGCUUCCACUGCGUUCGGUUUCAGGGCAGCGCCGGACUGCUGGAAAAACUGCUUCGUGAGGCGAUCGCAGAGGACACGACAGGACCAGAGGACGCCGACGACAUGCGCACGUACGCCUUGCUUAGCGCCGAGACCGUGCUUCACGACCACUGGGGUGACGAGCACUUUUGGCAAGCUCGGCGUUCCAUGCGUUUCGCUCGUCGGCUCGAUCAGGUGGCCGCCGGAUUCCGGCAGCAGGCCCUUGCCACGACAGAUGCUUCGGCCGAAGUCCAGCGACCUGCCAUGUGGGAGCUGGAGCGGCCGAAGCGCAACGCGAAGGGCGGAGAUUACCUGUGCGCCCACCUCAGACGGGGCGACUUUGUGCGCUCGCGGGAGGCGACCACUCCCUCCCUGAAGGCGGCUGCCCAGCAGGUGAAGCAGCUGCUGCGUGCGUUUAACAUGACCACCGUAUUCCUGGCCACUGACGCCACGCCCUACGAAUUGAUGGAGCUGAAGGAGCUCUUCUAUCGCUUCCGUCUAGUACACUUUGCGCCGGAAUCGAAUGUCCAGCGGAGGGAGCUGAAGGAUGGGGGCGUGGCGGUGGUGGACCAACUGGUUUGCGCCUACGCCCGCUACUUUGUGGGCACCUACGAGAGCACCUUCACGUACCGCAUCUACGAGGAGCGCGAAAUCCUCGGCUUCAGCCAGGCCAGCACAUUUAACACGUUCUGCAAGGCCCUGGGAGGAAGCUGCUCCCGCAACGCCGUGUGGCCCAUUGUAUGGGCGGAUGGCGAUAGCGAUAGCGAGGAAGAUUCCGACUCGUACUGAUUACCUCUGAGCUUGCGGACAGGAUUUUCCUUCUGUAACGCCCACUUGCCGUGCCGUAUGUGAAUUGAUAGACAACUCGAAUCCUAGUUUUAAGUUCAAAGCGAGAUUCCGAACCACCUGCGAUUGUGUACCAAAUAAUAAAUCUAUAUGCAACUAUCUGUGCUAGCAGAAAAACUA
Messenger RNA from Drosophila erecta, 1679 nucleotides. RefSeq names its product GDP-fucose protein O-fucosyltransferase 2. Gene Ontology annotation, biological process: protein O-linked glycosylation via fucose. NCBI's taxonomy places the organism in Eukaryota, Metazoa, Arthropoda, Insecta, Diptera, Drosophilidae. The transcript has a single exon. Gene Ontology annotation, molecular function: peptide-O-fucosyltransferase activity. The coding region runs from base 18 to 1502 and encodes 494 amino acids. The record is from RefSeq and is a predicted model, not a curated record.